This is a messenger RNA of Ogataea haglerorum, 801 nucleotides long. RefSeq lists its product as uncharacterized. The record is from RefSeq and is a predicted model, not a curated record. NCBI's taxonomy places the organism in Eukaryota, Fungi, Ascomycota, Pichiomycetes, Pichiales, Pichiaceae. Bases 1 to 801 code for a protein of 266 amino acids. The transcript has a single exon.
AUGCCACUGAAUCUAGGAUCUGCUUCGUGCCCGUUUACGGAACUACAUGCGGUGCACGGGUGUACCGAAAUCACUAGCUCACGUCCCGUCCUCAACGAUCCGAAUCUGACGGGUCACAAAAACCGUCCGACCAGCCAUCCAUCUUCCGCAUCCUCCUCGCCAUAUAUAACACCCGUAGACGCUCCCAUAUCUCCAACCAUGAGUACCUAUUUAAGCCCCCCAAGCUCCCCACCCUUGCGCUUCCCCAAACUCGGCCGCGCUUCUCCCGACCAGGCUCAGUACAGCUUCCUCACCAACCGUUCAGAGUUUCUUGCUCUGCGCCGUCAGGUGUCUACAGACGCACUUUCGUCUGCCAGGUCCGCGAGCUACUACGAUUUUUUGCAGUCGGUCACGCCGGCUAGCAACACCUGCCAGCUCGACUGGAUCAACGCUCGUGCGGCAGAGCUCAAGGCGCUGAAAACUCGACGCUCCUUUGCCCGCUGGCUUGACAAGCAGUACCAAACGCUGCACGGAGAGGAUUUGCUUGCCUUCUCGGACGUGCUGAGCGAGGAGGAUACUCCAGAACCGCCUCCGUGCACCGCUCCGCGCGCGGCCCCCAGCGCACCACCGCCAAAACCGGGCACGGGAGCCGCCUACGUAAUUACUGACAUAAUCACAUUGAUGGCGGCGCAGGCGGCUGUGGUGGUCCUUGUUGUGGGGCUGUGGUGGUGUGUGUUUGCGGACAGCACGGACGUCGCGUACGUGCGGUCGAUUUUGGCCGUUUUGAAGGCCAUGUUGACAGACAAGAGAGAGACUAAAUAG